AUGCCGUCCCGUUCGCCGUCUCCAGCGCGCUCGCCAUCGCGCACGCGCAGCCCAUCUCGCGACAGGUCGCCUACCAGAUCACCCAGCCGCUCCCGCUCAGCACAAUCAGCCUCCCCGCGCCGCUCAGCCUCUCCACCGUCACCCACGCGCUCCCGCUCCCGCUCCCUCACCCGCUCCCGCUCGCCCCGGUCGCCGUCUCCCAGGCGCAAUGGGCGCCGCAGCUAUACGCCAGACAGCAGGUCGCGCUCACGAGGGAGGAGCUACACCCGCAGCCCGACCCCGAGAGACGGCUCGCCAGCGCCCAGGAGUGCAAAGAUUGUAGUCGAGGCCUUGACCAAGAACGUCAAAGAAGACCACAUACGCGAGAUAUUUGGAAAAUACGGUGUCAUCAAGGAUGUCCGCAUGCCCAUGAACCCGACUUUCAAUAUCAACCGCGGCAUAGCAUACGUCCUCUACGAAGAGGUUGACGACGCCGAGCGCGCCAUCGCCAAGAUGCACGACGCACAGUUGGACGGAGCCAAGAUUCAGGUCUCCAUCGUCCUGCCCCGGCGCCGCUUUUCGCAAACGCCUCCACCAGCGCGCAGAGGCCCACCCCCGCGCGAUAGGUUUCAGGACGACUUUGAUAGUGGAUAUGGGCGCGGUGGGCGGGGUCCGCGGGGAGGAGGACCGCCUGGCGCAUACAGACCACCGCCUAUGGACGGCCCGCCGCGUUACCGCUCUCCACCGCGCCGAAUGUCGCCAGAUCGAGGACAAUGGGGACGGGGCAGAGGCGGCCGUGGUGGACGGGGAGGCUGGGGAGGACGUCCGCGGUCAUACACACGUUCUCGGAGCCGCUCGCCGCGGAGGAGCAUUUCACGCUCUUCUUACAGCCGGUCACCGUCCAGAUCGCCUCCAAGACGAGGCUACGGCCGGAGAGACAGCCCGCCACGGCGAAGCGGCCCUAGCAGUGGAAGCGGUGGAGGCAGGGGAAGGAGAAGCCCCAGCUAUAGCUCCUACGGCAGUGACCGCAGCCCAAGUAGGGAGCGCAGAUGA
This is a messenger RNA of Exserohilum turcica Et28A, 1032 nucleotides long. RefSeq lists its product as uncharacterized. Gene Ontology annotation, molecular function: RNA binding. Lineage: Eukaryota; Fungi; Ascomycota; Dothideomycetes; Pleosporales; Pleosporaceae. Gene Ontology annotation, cellular component: cytoplasm; ASAP complex; nucleoplasm. Gene Ontology annotation, biological process: mRNA splicing, via spliceosome. The transcript has 3 exons. Bases 1 to 1032 code for a protein of 343 amino acids. The record is from RefSeq and is a predicted model, not a curated record.